Coregonus clupeaformis (lake whitefish) is the source of this 2291-nucleotide messenger RNA. RefSeq names its product papilin. Gene Ontology annotation, molecular function: serine-type endopeptidase inhibitor activity. Bases 67 to 1356 code for a protein of 429 amino acids. The transcript is spliced from 7 exons. The record is from RefSeq and is a predicted model, not a curated record. NCBI's taxonomy places the organism in Eukaryota, Metazoa, Chordata, Actinopteri, Salmoniformes, Salmonidae.
UCUGAAUUUAAGAACGCCCAUAGCACACUCUAGAUUGAAUUUACGAACACACCCUAUGGUGUAUUCAUGACAAAGGGAAGUCGCUUCAACAGGGAAGUAGUUUCACUUACAGCUUCUAAUAGCCUAAGACGAAUUGCUACUUCGAUCAAGAAAAGCUUAUUUGGAAGACGAUUAUUUACCUGGACGAAGGCUUCCACGGAAAAAACGAUGAAAACGGUGUGGAGCGGUGGUGUAUUGUUCCUACUGCUCGCGGUACUGGUCAGCGGUCAGUUGGAGGAAGAGAAACAAGGAUGCCCUUGGGAUGUGGACACCGACCCCGAACAAGGUCUUGACCCAAAAUCCCUUGAAGCUGGAGCCAGACAUUUGGCUCACCUGCCGGAGAUAUCAGACAGCAAGGGGUGUCAGGAUGCUUGCUGCGGCAACCAGGACUGUCAGCUCGCUUUGGUUGGAACCCCAGCGGAUGGAACUCCGGAGUGUUUUCUCGUCAGCUGCAUGAAAGAUGGAAAGGACGUCUGCGUUUUACAGUCCGAUACACAGUUCAAGGUCUACCGCAAAAAGACGCAGCCCAAGACUACAAAAGUCGAAGUUGACGCUCUUAGUGAAGCUGUUGUCCCCAGGGAAGUCAACUCAACAGCUGCCAGUCCUGAGGAUCCUGCCAGUUCUAAGGAUCUCCUUCCCAAGAUGACAUCAGAUGACUUUAUCGAGCUGUGUCAGGCCAAUCCAGACACAGGGCCGUGCCGCGCCUCUCAUCGCCACUACUACUACGACAGCUCCACCGGCACCUGCCAGCCCUUCACCUACGGAGGCUGCCUUGGCAACAAGAACAACUAUGAUACCGCCGAGAGGUGCCUCGCCACCUGCACAGUGACCGUCAUCCCUGGCUCUAAGGGAAGGAAAGGGUCUGAUGCAGACAAACCUACAGAUGACAAGAGGAUUGAAUAUAAAGAUGCUUGCAUGGUGCCCUCGGACUCAGGCCCUUGCCGCGCUGCCUUCAGUAUGUACUACUUUGUCCCCAGAACUAGCUCCUGCCAGUUAUUCGUGUACGGUGGCUGCAAAGGAAACCACAACCGCUACAGCACACUGGACGAAUGCAUGGCCCGUUGCACUGGAGAGGACGGCGAGCAUGGGCAACGCAAUGGCCGUAACCGCAUGACACCAGCGUUCUUCCUGGUGGCUACGCUGGCUGUUAUUUCAGCCCUCAUCCUGGUGGGUCUGAUCCUCAUAACCAUCCGGCGCUCCAGACUGCAGUGUGGCCACCGCCUCCUCAGCAACAAGGAGGACCUGCUGCCCUACAAGCAGCUGUCGGAGGAGCAGCUGCCCGAGGAAGAGCUCCCCAAAGUAGGCACCGUACCAUAAGGAGGGAGCCCCCCCUGCUCCUGUGUAGCUCCAUGGAGCCACAGUCGCCUUACUCCACUGUCACUUCCCAUUCCAAAUAUCACUGACCCAGAAUGCCUGCAUCUGCUGGUUGUCAAGGGAUGUAUUCAUAUACGAUGGGAAGUUGUUCAUUUGUUAAUUGUGGCUUUUUGUCCAAAUAGCCACUGUACUAAUUACGUAGAUAAAUUGAUAGGUAAAUUACUAAUACAUGCACACCUGAGAGGUGUUUAGGCCAGGGUUUGGGGUUUUAGUGAGUGCUUGACUUUUUCAGAUCAUAGUGAAUUUCUGCUGCUGUCAUUACUUUUGUUUAUUUAAAAGGCUGAAAUUUUGACGGGCAGUCUCCCAGACACAGAUUAAGCCUAAUCCUGGAGUAAAACACAAACUCAGUGGAGAUUCUCCAUUUAAAUGCUUUUUAGUCCAGGAUUAGGCACGUCAAUAUGUGUCUGGAAAACCUCCCCUGAAUGUGGUUUUAAAACCCUUUUGUAAACUUCGCUUUAGUUAAUGAACAAACUGCUAUACUAUGUGCACACUGUUUAACUGAGAUGUUAUUUUGUACACCUAUAUUCAGUGGCAAUUUUGCCUUUUAAAUCAAAAUAUAAUCAAGGCAAUUUAACGAAUUAAUACAAUAUUUAAUGUAACAUAUUUUACUUACAAUUUAAGAGGCGAGCACAUAAUUUCAAUCUUAAACGUGACAUGGAUGACAUUACCAUUAUUUUCAUGACUUAGACUAAUACCAAACACUUAUCUCCUCUCAUAUAGAAUGUAAAUGUUCAGUCGCUUAUUGUGGGCUUUCCUGUUCUGCUACCUGUAACUCAGCAGAGAGAUACAGCUCUGGAAAACAUUAAGAGACCACUGCAAAUUUUUCUUAAAUCAGCAUCUCUACAUGUAUGACAGCCAUUCCAUUCCAGUGUCUGUUG